CUGAAGAAAGAGAAAAAAUACUUUCUUGUCUUCACGUGUGACGGACCUGGUUCUGCCUCAACCCUUCAGAUGCAGACGGACCUAUUGAUAAAUCAACAAUAUGGCAUCGAUCUUCAUUCCCCUUUAUAUCCUGGGUGUGGUUCUGAUCCUCCACAUAGUCAAAGCAGACGAGAUUGUUAAAACAGGGCCCAACAAGGAUGACUCCAUCCCCACUACCACCCUUACUAUCAUCCCCACUACCACCCUUACUAUCAUCCCCACUACCACCCUUACUACCACCCUUACUACCACCCUUACUACCACUGCUGCUCAUACCCCCUCAGCCAAUCAGAACAGUCCUACAGUUACUACCCUGGUCCAGCCAGACAGCCGUGACGCUAACCUUACCAACAACAUCACCGUCGGUAGAGAUGGCAACCAAUCCCAAGCCCAGAACGAAGAUGGGGGUAUUGGAACCUUGUUGGACGACGUGACAACGUUUGCCAUGGAAACGAUGUCAUCGGAGGCAAUCACCAGCCAAUCUGAGGAAUCUGAGGAAGUGGAUGACAAGACUACCACGACAUCAUCACCGGGCUAUGUAAUCCUGGUUCUCAUAUUGUUAGUCAUUGUGUGUCUGGUGGUGGUUCUCUAUAUCCUGAGGAAGAAGUCAAGGAAGUAUUCGUUUGACCUGCACCUUGCGGGAUACGACCACGACACCCCACUCACCUGCAUGGAACAAGCCGGAACCUUCGAACCCACUGGUAACCAUGAGAAAGCUGGAGGUUUUGAGUACGUGAUAGAGGGUGGUGGUGAUGACCACCAGGCUAUGAGCCCUGUAGCCAAUGGCUCAGCUGGGGAGGCGGGUCCACUGGAGAGAACGGAGAGAAGCAGGGUCAUGGUGAUAGUGAUGGUGAUGGCGACAGCUUCGACAACUUCUGUGACUGUGCGAUCACUCUGACUCCGCCCUUAAAGAGGGUGGGCUUUAGCCUGGACCUGGACCUGAGUGACAAGCAGUCGGACAAAUCAGACAACGGGGAGCAGAAUGGGAACAACAACAACGUUGCCAUGGAGAUGACCUCUGAGCCUCCAGGCCUGACCUUUGACCCUGUAGGUCCAGGUGACGUCUUCAUUGAAGUCAACCUGGAUAUAUAGAAGACACAUAUAGUGUUGUAAAAUUGUAAUGUUAUGUUGUGGUUGAUUUAGAGAUUAAUGUAAAAAGCUUCAAUUAACUUUUACUUCCCUAUUUUUUUAUAUAUUUUUUACGUUUUUCAUUCCGUAUGUUUUUUUGUAGUAUUUCAAGAUAAAAAAAAUGAAUGUUUAUUGUUUUUUUGUUAUUCAUUUUUAAUAAUGUUUUGCGCAUGAUAAUAAUCGCAGGAGAUGAUGCCAAGUCACACGGUGAUUGGUUUUGGAAUAAAACAUACUUUACAGAA
Messenger RNA from Oncorhynchus nerka (sockeye salmon), 1409 nucleotides. RefSeq lists its product as uncharacterized. The record is from RefSeq and is a predicted model, not a curated record. The transcript has 6 exons. NCBI's taxonomy places the organism in Eukaryota, Metazoa, Chordata, Actinopteri, Salmoniformes, Salmonidae. Bases 101 to 937 code for a protein of 278 amino acids.